Molecule: messenger RNA, 489 nt
Organism: Racocetra persica
Lineage: Eukaryota; Fungi; Glomeromycota; Glomeromycetes; Diversisporales; Gigasporaceae
Source: the annotation of a GenBank genome assembly
GUUUCAGCUUCAAAUGAUGGCAUCUUUGACACCUCCACAGCUUUGACUCCCACAGAUUUGACUAAAAAUCUUGAAAAUUCUCAGCCAGUUUCUAUAAAAUCUCAACUUCGUAACAUUAACGUUUCAAUACCUCGUGGAACGUUGGUUGCUGUUAUUGGUUCUGUAGGGUCUGGUAAAUCUUCAUUAUUGUCUGCUCUGGUUGGUGAAAUGAAAAAAAUUAAAGGAGAAGUCCUAUUUGGCGGAAAUGUUGGAUACUGUCCUCAAACUGCAUGGAUUCAAAAUGCCACACUCAGGGACAAUAUUACUUUUGGAUUACCUUUUGAUGAAGAAAAGUAUCGACAAGUAAUUAAAAAUUGUUGUUUAGAACCAGAUUUAAAAAUAUUGCCUGCUGGUGAUUUGACUGAAAUUGGAGAAAAAGGAAUUAAUUUAUCUGGAGGACAAAAACAACGUGUCAGCAUUGCAAGAGCUUUAUACUAUAAUGCAGAAAUU